AUACCUACACUAGCGUCAUGAGCAGCAGGUAAACUAAAAUAAAUAACAGUGAAAAAAAGAAAAUAAAUGUAUCCUACUUGCAGCAUGAAAGUAACUAAUUGGUAAAACUCGAUUUUAGAGGCAUUCUGAAAAUUUUGUUCAAUUUGUUUCUUUUCAAGGCCAUUGUACAUCCAUGUGUUAUUAGUCUGGAGAAAGUCCAAAAAAACUAAUAUGAUUGCUAUUUGAUGUAGUAAAUUUUUAUGCCUUUUUAGUCCAUCCAACCACCAUGCCCCUUGAGGAGGUCUGUUCACACGACUGAUUCUGACUAAAUAUCGAAAUAUUGAGGAAUUAAUAAAAUCUAUACUAUUCUUUACUAAAGAGGUCUGCUGUAUCUUGGAUGGCCCAAGGGCGAAUAUGCAUAAAAUUUUUCAUUAUUCAGUGAACUAUUUCUUUAUUAAAAUCAUUGUUCUCCUACUGUAGAUACUUUCCAUGGUAAAUGUCCAAAGAACCUUUUGGGGGGGUUUCCCAAACAGAGCUUAUCCUAGUUCCAGAUUAAAGUGCAUGCUUAAUAUGCCUUAAUUUAAAAACACCUUUUAAUGACACAUUGUAACACAUACAGUAUUAGUGCCAUUGUUUUGUCUUAACUGGCAACUAACUUAUUCCUGUGAGGGGAGUUUAGUCAAAAACUGUUUUAUUGACGUCAUUCAACUGGGAAGUAGAGGGCUGCAGUUCAAACCCGCCGUUUGCUGUAGGCUUUAAAAGGGGACUUCUGUUAAAGAAAAUAUAUCGCCUGGCAGUGAACUGUUCAAUCAUUUUGCAGGUAUUAUUUAUGCUAUUAUAGCAUCAUUACAAACUAACUAAAGUAAAAAAAAAUGGGAUCAGGAAGAUUAGAACGUGACCCUAAAGUCCAUGUAUUUGUUUGUUUCUUUUUUUUGCUAUAGUGGUUAAAGUUGAUCAAAUAUCAAAAACAAAUGAACAAAUUAUUGCACUAUAGACAAAGAAAGAACCAUUUUGUAGUCAUGUUUAGAAAUGUAAGCUUUGCAACAAGUCAGUAUUUAAGUAGCAUAAGUGAUUGUCAAGUUAAUUAUUCCUGUUGCUAUGAGGAAGUGAACUUUAAACCUAAGAUGUAUUAGAAGGAUCUCCGGGAAACCAUUACACAAACAGAUGGUUUGUUCAAAGUGGAUGUAUGAUCCAGGACAAAGGAGUGAAUACAGCCAGAAAUUUUAGUAGUCUUUAGUAGUUUAGUCAAUUUUCCCAUUUUGGAUGAAUAAAGACAGCUGAUAUACGAAAACAGGUUUUUACUUGAAGCUGUGUGGAAGUUUCUAGACAACAUGGAAGCCGACGACAAACUUCAAAUUCUGAAGUUCUUUCUAAUGCUUUUCAAUUCAGUUUUUGUGAUUCUUGGCAUCAGCAUUUUUGCAUGUUCUGCUUGGAUCUUAUUUGAUAACAACAACUUUAUAAGAGUCAUAAGUUCUGGACAGGAAGUCAAGCUGGUGGCUGGCGGGCUCCUUUUAAUCGGCCUGGUUGUGGUUGGCGUGUCCCUGCUGGGUUGUACUGGUGCCUAUUUAGAGAGCAGAUGUUUAAUUAUAUUUUAUCUGGGUUUCUUAAUUAUCAUCAUACUGGGUCAGAUUUUCAUCACCUUUGUGCUAUUGAUAAGACGAGAUUCGAUCAAGCAAUAUUUGAUCAAGAGUGUGGGUGAUAUCAUUAACAAGUAUGGACAAAAUGUAACACACGAAAUAUCAUGGAGCCUUCUAGACAGCGUGCAGAGUACUGCGAAAUGCUGUGGUUGGUCAAACCCAACUGAAUGGAGGAACAAUACUGUUAUAUCGUCACUGAAUGGGGCAAACAUCUACCCAUGCUCCUGUUUCAACGGUACCUGCCCUUUAAUCAUUGAAACAGCCAGAUUUGGAAACGGUUCAAAUAUCUAUAAAACGGGCUGUGAGAAAGUUCUCGGAGAUUGGCUGGAUACAAAUAUUAUUGUAAUAUUUGGGAUGGAUGCUGGACUUUUGUUGAUUCAGGUGCUGCAGUUUAUCUUUGGAGUUCACACCUACAGAUGCAUCGGAUGCAAAAUGAGAGGGCUUCAUCCGAAUAAACUGCUACAUGCUAUGGAUGAGAGCCCUUCGACAGAGCCUGUCCAAGAGCAGUAUGAAGAUCAAACCAAUAACACACAGAUGAACACUGUGAGUCACAAUAAUGGUGAAUAUAAUCAUGGUGGUUAUGAUAAUGGUGGAUACGAUCACGUUGACUACAAUCAAGGUGGACAUAUUGCUGAUAAUUAUGACCUUCGUAACAAUCAUGAAUUUUAUGAACAGGACAACAAGCAAAGUUACAACAGACCCCACAAUCUGGAGUACCAGCAGGGCUACAGCAGCAGUCAUGAUCAGAGUUAUAUUCAGAGGUAUAAUGGUGAUGACUAUUAAAGCCAGAUUUCUUCUCUUGUGUAAUUUGAUCAGAUCAGGACAGACUAAUUUUACAGCACACUGUAGGCUGUGGUCUACAUUUGACCAAAGACUCUUAAAACCUUUACACUUUUUCAAACAGGUUGGCGCUUGUUCUCAGGAGUAUCGUUUGUCAUUUUAAAACAACCAGCAUCUCUUUUUCAAAGAGUUCAUUGCAUACCAUUCACUUCACUGGUUUUCCAUCAACAACACAUUUCUCAAAGUCACAGUUUAGGAUUUUCACAAUGAAAGACAACAUACUUUUAAUCAAGCAUAUCUCCAUUUAUUUUAAUGCCCCUUUACAAGUUUACAGAUACUGUAUAAUGUAGAUGUGUAAUUAUAUAAAAAUACUGACCUGAAAUUAUAAUUGACAAACACAUACACAAUUAAUCAUUUUGAAACACUGACAUAUGGAAAUAUAACCAGUGACCUCAAAAGGUAUUUGGAUUAAGUUACACGCCACUGGAUAAACUCUAAGGGGCCAGUCACACCAAUAGCGUUUAUGGCAGUUGCAGGCGCCUUUUUUGAAUGAUAUUCUAUGGGCAGGGCGCGUUUGCGCGCUGUUUAUGCGCGCCGAGCGCCUUGCGGUUUUUUGCCGCCUGCCGCGCACGCGUUUUUGAAGGAGCGCUGAGAGCGGAGAAGCGCCCGACGUCAUUCGUGUCUUUCCAUUGUCCAAUCGAAUGAGGGGAGAGGCGGGCCUUACGUUGUGGUGAGGGAAGUUUACAGUUGCUUUGAAGAACCGGACACCACUCGCUCACUCUCUCCUGUGUGUUUGUGCACCUCUCACCCUCAAACAAGGUCAGAGCAAGCGUCCUCUUUUUAAAGUUUCUGCUGAUAUGACAGUUAACAGCAAAAGAGCGCUCACGCUUCAAUAUUUGAUUGACAAGACAGCUGACUCGGUGGUUGCUUAGCAAUAUGAAAAGCCGCGUCGCACUGCUCUUUUUUUAAAAAAGGCAGUGCGUCGCGCCUUGCGUUUGCAAGCGUUUAAAGCGCUUUUGGUGUGACUGAAGCCCAGAAAGGAUGUGUUCAUUUUUUUUUACAAUUUGUUUUGUGUUAUUCUUUUAACACAUUAUGUGUCAAGAUGUGUUAAAAGUGUGUGUUGUUUCCAGUGAAAUGUGUUGUUUCAAUAAUAACAUGGAGAUGUGUGGAUUCUGAGACAAUGCAUUUAGUGUGUUGUCCCUACAAUAACACUAAUAUGUUGUUUUUAACACGUCCGUUCUAAGAGUGUAGAUAACAAAUUGUCAAACCAAUAUCUGCAGACAUAUCGUGCUGGACAUUAUCUCAGAUCUAGUAUCACAUUUCUGAAUAUUAUCUGUCCACAUAUUUCACAAUGUCUGACAACCAGAAAGUGUCCAAAUACUGUGUUAAUUCUUAACAAUAUGUGAGCCUGUCUGUAAACUCCAGACUAAAGUUUCAUGAUCUAAUUUGAAAUAAGGAGCUUCAAAGUUUGAUUUCAAUUGAUUGAAUUUUUUGAUUUAAAGAUAUCAAGGUUAUAUUUUCACAGAAUGUUCUUUACAUGUACAGCAAGAUGAUUUUAUGUAGAAAACAAAAAAAGUAAAUCACAAAGAAAGUACUUUACUCAAAAACAAAUUGUUGAACAAAUAAUCCAUUCGACUCGUGUUGUAUACUUUAAGUGUCCUGAAGGCAUACACAAGGGUUUGGUGAAAUAAAUACUAAAAUCUAAUCAAUUAUUACUCUUUCGGUGCACAUUCCCUGUCGGUUAUUUUGGCAGUUUUAGGAUAUUUACUUUUAAAUAAAUUGUAACAACUGAAACAAUAUCCACAACCAGAAAGUAGAGAAGUAAAUGUCUUCAGGACAUUUAAAAUAUAUGAGACACGUUUAGUGGGGUUAUUUAUUUAACGCUUUUGGGUCAUUUUAAAGGUUUUGGUAGUGGACGUUGACCACCUUAAUCCACCCUGGUCAAUAACACUCCUAUAGUAACUAGAAAACCCAAAACAUCACUUUAAAAAAAAAUCUGCAUUUGGGUUUGUAAAAAAAAAGAGUUUAGACAACAUGAAGGUGAGUAAAUAUAGACAAAAUUAUUGUUUUGUGGUGAACUAUGA
Paramisgurnus dabryanus is the source of this 4480-nucleotide messenger RNA. Lineage: Eukaryota; Metazoa; Chordata; Actinopteri; Cypriniformes; Cobitidae. The record is from RefSeq and is a predicted model, not a curated record.